Messenger RNA from Poecilia reticulata (guppy), 3068 nucleotides. It is a transcript of the gene dhcr7, whose product is annotated as 7-dehydrocholesterol reductase. Gene Ontology annotation, molecular function: 7-dehydrocholesterol reductase activity. The record is from RefSeq and is a predicted model, not a curated record. Gene Ontology annotation, cellular component: endoplasmic reticulum membrane. Gene Ontology annotation, biological process: brassinosteroid biosynthetic process; cholesterol biosynthetic process. NCBI's taxonomy places the organism in Eukaryota, Metazoa, Chordata, Actinopteri, Cyprinodontiformes, Poeciliidae.
UCGAGUUCCGUCUAGCGGUUAGCAGGUAGGUUGAGGUCCAGUUUGCCUCUGUAGGAAGGAGGAAAACAGCUUGGCUGCCUUUUAUAUCCAAACUUACAGCACAGAGCAGAGGUGAAGGCUGCAGAGACCAUGGAGUCCAAAAGGAGGCGCCCUCAGCACCAUGCCAAUGGAAAGGGGUCUGAAGCUGUGGAGAGGUCAGCACAGUGGGGAAGAGCAUGGGAGGUGGACUGGUUUUCCCUGAUCGGUGUCGUCAGCCUCCUUUGCUUCGCUCCCUUCAUCGUCUUUUACUUUGUGAUGGCCUGUGAUCAGUACGAGUGCUCCAUCAGCCAGCCUCUGUUAGAGCUGUGCCAAGGAAAGGCAACCUUGCUGUCCAUCUGGGCCCGGGCCCCCUCCUUCACAUGGACUGCUGCUAAGAUAUACGCCAUCUGGGUUAGCUUUCAGAUGUUCCUCUACAUGUGUAUUCCUGAUGUCACCCAUAAGUUUAUUCCGGGCUACGUGGGUGGAGUGCAGGAUGGAGCUCGUACCCCUGCUGGUUUUAUUAACAAAUAUGAGAUCAACGGGCUGCAGUGUUGGAUCAUCACUCAUGCUCUGUGGUUUGCAAAUGCCAAUUAUUUCCACUGGUUUUCUCCUACCAUUAUAUUUGACAACUGGAUCCCCUUGUUGUGGUGUACCAAUAUCCUGGGCUAUGCUGUGUCUAUCUUUGCCUUUGUAAAGGCCUACCUGUUCCCCACCAAUGCUGAGGACUGUAAGUUUACAGGGAACAUAUUUUAUAACUACAUGAUGGGGAUAGAGUUCAACCCUCGCAUCGGCAAGUGGUUUGACUUCAAGCUGUUCUUCAAUGGCAGACCUGGCAUCGUCGCCUGGACCCUGAUUAAUCUGUCUUACAUGGCCAAGCAGCAAGAGCUGUACGGUCAUGUCACCAACUCCAUGAUUCUGGUCAACGUGCUGCAGGGGAUUUAUGUGCUGGAUUUCUUCUGGAAUGAGGCGUGGUACCUGAAGACCAUUGAUAUCUGCCAUGACCACUUUGGAUGGUAUCUAGGCUGGGGGGACUGUGUGUGGCUGCCGUACCUCUACACACUGCAGGGCCUGUACCUGGUGUACCAUCCAGUCCAGCUAUCAGAUGCUCACGCCCUCGCCGUACUGUUGCUCGGGCUUGUUGGGUAUUACAUUUUCCGCUCCACCAACCAUCAGAAAGAUCUGUUCCGCCGCACGGGGGGCGCCUGCUCCAUCUGGAGGCGUAAGCCCACCUACAUCGAGUGCUCGUACCUGUCCGCCGACGGCCGCAGCCACCGCAGCAAGCUUCUGACCUCGGGGUUCUGGGGAGUGGCGCGCCACUUCAAUUACACUGGUGACCUGAUGGGCUCCUUGGCUUACUGUGCCGCCUGUGGCUUUGUCCACAUUCUCCCAUACUUCUACAUUGUUUACAUGACCAUCCUGCUGGUCCACCGCUGUGUGCGAGACGAACACCGCUGCAGCAGCAAGUACGGGAAAGACUGGAGACGCUACACCGACACAGUACCUUACAGGCUGAUUCCUGGACUGUUUUAAAGAGAUGCAGAGGAAGAGUUGGAAAAGCUGCUGAAAUGAUGAAUGCUUGCUUAAACAAGAUAAGCUUUUCUCCUCCCACUGAACAUUCUCCCCCGAACUUCAGACUCUGCACUGCAAACUCAUCCCUAUAACCGUCUGCCAAAUGAAGACGGUUUGAUAGUUUUUGGUUUCCAUGAAGCAACAGUGUGCCAUCAUGCAGGACAUUUGAUAAAAAGAUGUAUUUUUUUAAAAAACAGCCUCAGCAAUCAUCAGAAACAAAGUUGCUCGUGUAAAACACUGAACACCAUGUGCUUCAAAGUGAGGGGGACGGCCCCUGGGAAGGAAAGGGGCCAAUAUAAUUGCAGUUUACUCAUUUGUAUUUGUGAACAAACAGAGCUCAGUCUCAAAGACUAAACUCAGAGCAUCAGAUUGUAGCUAUGGUAACAAAGUAAUCUAACUAUGAAGAUUGUUCUUUGAAUUUUUACAAAGUAAACUUGCCAGCUCCUUAAAAUCUUCCAUUUAAAUGUUUAAAAUCUUUUCAUUUAUCUAUACUGAAACCAUUAAACCAAAUUUAACAACAUUGAUAUUCUCAGUAUCAAAAGUUAGUUAUAUAUCUGUGGUCUGUGUUAAAAUAUUAGCAUUUAUGGGGCCCUGAAUUCGCGGAGGGCCCUAUGGAGCCACCGACUUAAUUUGGAUUAAACCGAAGUGUGAAUUAUUGAUAUUCAUUUUAAUUGUAUUUUUUGUUUUGUUUUUAAGACUAGUUGUGAAUAGCUUUUAACGGGCGAUGUUUUCCCGUAACAUAUAAUGACCUAGUAAUAUUUUUACAUUUCCUGUCUACUUAACAUGUUUUAAUUCAAAAACACAGGAGGUGGACCUCCUCAGAGCCACGACCACCAGGCUUAGCAAGUUUUCUGGGGGAAACCCUGACAGUGGAUGGGUGUUUGACAAGGUGGGGGUGUAAAAUGUUCUUACAAUUAAAGGGGGAGCCAGCAGAAAAGAAGUGAGAACCACUGAGCUAUAGGAUAUCUGAGCUGAAAGGAUGCAUCUCAAUUUAUCAGCCAUUUUUUUUCAAACAUACCAGAUUCAAAUUUGUGUAAUGCUGAUCUUUUUUUUCACUUUAUCAAAAAUAUAUGGAUGCUUGUUUGUAAUAAUUAUAAUGGACUCCAGCUGUAGUGGGCUCUUACUGCUUAAAACCCCUUAAAUGUCCUGAGGACAAGAGGAUUUACAGGUUAUCUAAUGGUCCAAUUGGAUAACAUCAAAGUUUUGAGGGUAACAGUUUUCUCAACCAAAUAUCUUCUACCUUUACUGUACUCAAUGCCACUGUUAGAUCUAACUUAAUUGUUGAGUCUCAUUGAUGAGAAUCCUCCACAUUUUGUAAGUCAUAACAAUUACUGAGUUCAUGAUAACUCAAUCAACAUUCAUUCACAUUCCAGCGCCAAGGAAAUGUUUUUCUUUCAAAAAAAAGUAUGUUUCCUGUAUUUUACAAUUUAUCAAACUGACAUUGCAACCAUCCAGCAAUAAACUAAAAACAGAACUUUUAA